Molecule: messenger RNA, 501 nt
Organism: Quercus lobata
Lineage: Eukaryota; Viridiplantae; Streptophyta; Magnoliopsida; Fagales; Fagaceae
Exons: 1
Coding region: 1-501 (166 amino acids)
Source: RefSeq, a predicted model, not a curated record
AUGAGGUGGUUCAAUGGUUUGAAGGCCAAUUCUAUUGAGUCCUUCAAAAAGCUUACCCAGGCUUUUGGCGCUCGCUUUAUCACAUGCAGCAGGGUACCUUGGCCUUUGGGAUCCUUGUUGUCUAUGUCUAUGUGGGAGGGUGAGACUCUCAAAGCUUAUUCAGACAGAUAUUGGGAAAUGUUCAAUGAAAUAGAAGGAGAGCAUGACGACGUGGCCAUAAGUACUUUCAAAGCUGGCCUUCCAGCCGACCAUGAUUUAAGGAAAUCCCUAACUGGUAUACCUGUUACCGGCGUACACCAAUUGAUGGAUAGGAUUGAUAAGUAUAGAAGAGUAAAAGAGGACCAACUACAGGGAAAAGGAAAAGCUAAGGUAAUCCCUCAGGAGAGGAGGGAUUUCAAGUCGGACCGUUACAACAGUAACCGACCUCGGAAAGACUUCAUCGAGCAAUCAGGAUCUGCAAACACCCAAACAGUCAAUGCAGUGUUUCGAGAGUCGGUGUAG